Rotaria sordida is the source of this 627-nucleotide messenger RNA. The record is from the annotation of a GenBank genome assembly. NCBI's taxonomy places the organism in Eukaryota, Metazoa, Rotifera, Eurotatoria, Philodinida, Philodinidae.
AUGGCAACAAGAAACAAUUCGAAGUUAUGUACAAUCUGCAAUAAGUCUUCAGCUACAUCCUUCUGUAUUGGAUGUGAACAACACUUUUGUCGAAAAGAUUUCAAAGAACAUGAACGACAGCUAUCGAUUACAUUUGAUAAUGAAAUAAUAAGAUCUCAUGAUGAACUUCUUGAUCUAAUACAGAAAUUAGAAAAAUCAAAUUAUUUAUCAUUACAUGUUUUUGAUCAAAUUGAACAAUGGAAACAAACAACAAUCAAUAAAGUGAAAAAAGCAGCAGAAAAAGCUCAAAAUGAACUUAUUCAAUUCAUUGAAAAUCAAAAAUUAACAAUAAUAAAACAAUUGGAACCAAUUACUAAAGAAAUUCGUUCUCUUCGAGAAGAAGAAAAUAUUGUUGAAACUGAUAUUGAUCGACUUCGAAAAAAAAUCAAUGAUAUGCGACAAAAACUUCAAGAGUUUACUCAAAAAGACACAAAUAAAAGCAUCAUUGUUAACGAUAACCAAAUUGAUUGGAAUCGACUCAUUUACGUCAGACGAGAAGAACAACAAAACUGUAAGCGUUUUGAACUAAAUAUAUUGGGAAAAAGAAAUUUCUCACCAAAUCAAUCAAAUAUUUUUGUAUUUCAUUAA